UCCGGAGAGCGCGCCGCACGCUGUGCGACGGAUCACCGGCGAAUAUCAUAAAAUUGAUGUUUCGUAAAUAUAAGUGAUCAACUUUAGUUACGAAUCUCAAUAUCGUGAAUAUAAUUUUUUAUUAAAAGUGUUGUGAAUAAACUUUUUAAAUACAAUGAUGCGUCUAGUGUUGUUCAUUUUGGGAGCUUUUCUCGCGACAACAGAGAGCUGUGGUCCUGGCCAGCAAUUGUUAAGAUCUGGUGGACUAAGUGCGUACGAAAAGCAAGCGAUCGUAGACGCACAUAAUCGCCUCAGACAAUCGGUUGCUUUGGGCCAGGUUUCCAGUCAACCACCGGCAGCUAAUAUGAUGGAAAUGGUGUGGGAUGACGAGUUGGCAGCGACCGCGCAACGCUGGGCAGAUCACUGCACGCCUGCCCACGACCGCGCUGCGCAGCGCGACGUGGGCAGAUUCCCAGUGGGACAAAACCUUGCCGCCACGUGGACGACACGUCCGCCCUCUUCCCCCGCCGACUCCCAGCCAGACUUCAUGAAGCAGAUCAACGCUUGGUUCGACGAAGUCCGGAUAUACGGCUUCAAACCGAUCAGCGGUGGUCACGGCACAGGUCAUUACUCCCAGUUGGUUUGGGGCGAAACCUCGCACGUAGGCUGCGGCUUUACGUUCUACUACGACAACGUGAAGGGCUACACGAGGCUCUACGUAUGUAACUACGGCCCGGGAGGUAACGUCAUCGGAUCCAAGCCUUACGAAAAGGGUUAUCCGUCUUGCAGUACAUUUGGACUGUCGGAAUCGAAGAAAUAUUCAGGAUUAUGUGCCGCUAGUUUCACGUCAACAUCGACUUACCAAAAUAUAGAGAAUACCAACAGCUACAUAUCGAAUGUCAUUCCAGACAGCACAGGAGACAAUCAGGCCUACAACUACCAGUACAGCAACCAGUAUUACAACCAGUACAGCAAACAAUACCAGGUGCAGUACAGCCAGCCUACUACAUUCUAUCAAGAAACAUCGACCUUCAGGCCACUACUAAAUAUACUUAAAACAGCGUCAAACUUGUUCACUAAACCAAAGCCUCAAGUGAGCAUAAGUACAGUGUUUGUCUAAUGUAAUGUUACAGUGGGUUUCCACUGCACAAACACUUGUACAAAAACAUAUGACCUUUUUCUCAUACCCUUAAAGAAAAAGAGAUAUCAGUAUAUCUUCGUUUGGGUGUUUGUGCAGUGGGAACCGACUGUUGACUCAUUCAUGCAUCAAUUACAGCAGUAUUGUAUAAAUUGUGACGGUUGUUACUCGACUGAUUAAUUCGUAACUGUUCCGUGCAGUAUCGGAUCUCUGUAGAUAUAUUUAUUCCUUGGUUUUACAAGGGCAUUAAGAUUUAUUUUUCUAGAGCUAGUUUUUAAUGAAGCUAGUAAUAAGUUGUAGGCCUGAUGGUUAGCCGCCAGAGGGCCGUGCUGUCGCGGGUGACCUUCUAGUGU
This is a messenger RNA of Papilio machaon (common yellow swallowtail), 1470 nucleotides long. Its product is annotated as venom allergen 5. Lineage: Eukaryota; Metazoa; Arthropoda; Insecta; Lepidoptera; Papilionidae. Gene Ontology annotation, cellular component: extracellular region. The record is from RefSeq and is a predicted model, not a curated record. The transcript has 5 exons. The coding region runs from base 155 to 1099 and encodes 314 amino acids.